Messenger RNA from Haliotis rufescens (red abalone), 1106 nucleotides. Its product is annotated as calcium-activated chloride channel regulator 3A-1-like. The record is from RefSeq and is a predicted model, not a curated record. The transcript is spliced from 5 exons. Lineage: Eukaryota; Metazoa; Mollusca; Gastropoda; Lepetellida; Haliotidae. The coding region runs from base 83 to 976 and encodes 297 amino acids.
CGUCGUCAGGAGAGGUUUGACUUUUGACUAGAUAGGAAGGACAGUAAGGAUCUCGAACUUGUAUGAGAGUUAAAUUAUAAAUAUGAAAGAGCAAGUAAAGGAUGGACAACUUUUAAACAUAUUAUGUCUGUUUGUUAUGGUCGGACUCAGGGUUGAAGCUGUCGACUUCAAAGAUCAGGGGUACCAUCUUUUCGUGGCAAUCAACAAAGAUGUUCCUGAAAACAUUGGAAUAAUUUCAGAACUGCAGAGUAUGCUGACCUCUGCCUCUGACUACCUGUAUACAGCAACCCGGAAAUACACCUACAUAAGACGUGUGACCAUCUUAGUGCCUGCCACGUGGACCAGAGAUCCAGCUUGGGAGCUGGAAGGGGAGAUGAUCUUCACUCGAGCUGAUAUCAGAGUAGACGAGCCUCACCCUGCAAUGGGCAAUAGUCCCUAUGUGUUUCAACCGGGACAAUGUGGUGACCCAGGCCGCUAUAUCCACCUGACGUCGGACUUUGUCCUGGAUAACCAGAUCGACCGUCAGAUUAAUUAUGGAGAUGCAGGUCGUGUACUGGUUCAUGAGUUUGCUCAUCUGCGAUAUGGAGUGUUUGGCGAAUAUGGCGUCCGUGACAGCCUGCAGCAUCCAGUAUAUUAUAUAGACGACAAUUCAACCAUACUUCGUCCAACUGCCUGUUCUGCUGAGGUUGUUGGGGUCUUCCAUGAUGUUGUCAAUGGUGGGGACUGUGCAACUGGUGACACGUCCACCCCUUUGAAUGAGAACUGUAUCUUCCUCCCAAGCACUACUGACAACGUUGCCACGGCAUCUGUAAUGUAUGCCCAGUUUUUACAAGAGGUCACCGAGUUUUGUGAAUCCAACCCACAAGACAAGAAGCGAAAACAUAAUGCUGAUGCCCCUAACAGACAAAACAAAAUGUGCAACAAAAGAGGCACAUGGGACGUCAUACGGGAACAUCUGGACAUUAGGGGACAUUAACCUGUUGGCACUGAAGACCGAACACCACAGUUUCAGAUAAGAUACAGCCAAGCCAAAACAUUUGCUGGAACAAGAAGGUGUGGACGAAGAACUGUGCUUGUUCUCGACCUCUCGGGUUCCAUGGAAUCGG